UAAACUAGUCGCCAAAGUAGUCGGAGGAUCUGAGUCCACUAGUCUAACAAGAUGUCUUUCUUCGCAAUUGCAACGGUUCUUCUCUCGAUACUGGUUCCUUCAUUCAGCCAACGUGAAGCCGAAUGCGGCAAGCGACCAUUCUCAGCGCGAGUUGUUAAUGGCGAGAAUGCAACACCUCAUUCGUGGCCAUGGCAGGUUUCCCUACGGGUUAACGGCCACCACAUCUGCGGUGGAUCUCUUAUCAAAGCUAACUGGAUCGUAACCGCGGCUCACUGCGUACGAAAUUUUCCAUAUCCACAAGGAUACACUGUUGUAGUAGGGGCGCAUAGACGAAAAGGUUCAACUUCUGUUCAAGAGGAGUUCGAUGUGAAGACUCUUUACAAGCACGAUGGUUUUACCAUGAACAAUCUGAAACACGACAUUGCCGUUCUUGAGCUGAAGGGCUCGGUAAAGAUCAGUGAUAAAGUGUCACCCGUUUGUCUUCCUACUGAAGAGCCAGCACCUGGAACUGAAUGUUAUAUUUCAGGAUGGGGACGUCUUCGAGGAGGUGGGUCCGCCCCCGAUAUCCUUCAACAAGCGAUGAUACCAAUCGUUUCCCACGAAGAAUGUAAAAAGAAGUAUGACCGAUACGACAAGCAAGCUCAUUUGUGUGCUGGACAGGGGCAUGCGAGUGGCUCAGGUGGCUGUCAGGGAGAUAGUGGUGGUCCGCUUGUUUGUGAGAAGGAUGGCACUUGGUACCUGCAUGGCGCUGUAAGCUUUGGGAAACGAGGCUGUCCAACUAAGUACAACACAGUGUUUGCAAGAAUCACGACUUACCUGCCCUGGAUAAUGGACAAGUUAGUCAACAGACCGCCAGCCCCGACACUGCCCCCCAAAACGCCUCCACCGGGCUGCAAGGAUAAGCGGGAAGACUGUGCUUCCAAUAAGAUGUGGUGUCGCUUCAUGCCUGACAUAAAAAGGGAUUGCCCUUUCACAUGUGACAACUGUUGAAUCCUUGAUGCAUAGCAUAUAAAUCUCAUUCCAAACUCAUUUGUAUCAACACAUUUGACAAAAGCGACGGAAGCAAUAAAAGUAUAUGAUAAA
Messenger RNA from Pocillopora verrucosa, 1083 nucleotides. RefSeq names its product chymotrypsinogen A-like. Gene Ontology annotation, biological process: proteolysis. NCBI's taxonomy places the organism in Eukaryota, Metazoa, Cnidaria, Anthozoa, Scleractinia, Pocilloporidae. Gene Ontology annotation, molecular function: serine-type endopeptidase activity. The record is from RefSeq and is a predicted model, not a curated record.